AUGGACCGAUCUCUAUCAACAUCCCAUCAUGAGGUCACAACGAACCUCAAGAUCUGGAGCUGUGUGACCUGCCGUCGACGCAAGAUCCGCUGUGACAGAAAAGAGCCAUGCAACAAUUGUAUAAAAAGUAAUAUUGAGUGCCAUUUCCCCGUGACAGGUCGUAUACCAAGACGAACUCGCGAUGGCAAGACUCCAGCUCAGAAACAAUCUGAAUUGCUCAGUCGUCUUCGUCGUCUCGAGUCAGUCGUCACUGAACUCGCGGCGCAGGUUGAGGAUGAAAAUGGGGCCAAGACUAUGGGUCAGAUAACAGUGGAUAAGGAGCCUACAGAGUCUUCUUGGGCUACGUCAUCUGGCAGUUUGGAUCAUCAGACUUCGGAGUUUGAUGAGGACUUUGGUAGGCUUAUUGUUGACAAGGACGGUACUCUUCACGUUGGAAACCGCUUUUGGACUGUAUUUUGCAGUGAGGUCGACAAUAUACUCCAAGCUGUACACGACGUUUCAGAUAUCUCGGAAACCUCAAGUAACUCAAUCAUGAAAGAGCCUACUGCUAAUGGGGCUCCGGCUCCUCUCAGCCAUCUUGGCUUUGUCUUUGGCAGCGCAGACUUUGCUAAAGCCUUAGAUGGGCUCAACCCCAUGCCCUCUCAGAUGCUCUUUAUAUGGCAGACAUAUGUCGAGAAUGUUGACCCUUUCAUCAAGGUCCUUCAUACUCCAACGAUUGAGAACAUUGUCAAACAAUUAAAAGGCAACUUUAGCUCUUGUGGUCACAGUGUGGAAGCCCUGUUGUUUGCGAUAUGCUUAGCGGCCAUUGCGUCCAUGGACGAAGAGACAGUCUCGUUCAACUUCAACUCAACCAAGGAGCAACUACUGCAGCGAUAUCAAUUCGGCACUGAACAGGCACUCGCUCGUGCCAAUUUCCUUACUACAAAAGACAUCACUGUCCUUCAAGCCCUGGUCAUAUACCUAUCGCUGCUACCAAACAUUGGGGCUCAAGAUAAGGUAUGGCCACUGACGGGUUUGCUCCUCAGGCUAGCAAAGUCAGUAGGCCUUCAUCGCGAGGGCGACCCAAAUCAGUAUAAUCAGCUUGAGAGGGAAGUAAGACGUAGGCUCUGGUGGCACAUCUGCUUCAUCGAUUCCAGUAGUCGACGGGUGGACGCUCAAGACCUCUCAAUCACCCCAGCAUCCUUCAGCACAGGUCUCCCAACAAACUCAAACGAUGUCGAUCUAGACAGCCCAACCACUCGGAUUCCAAAUCCCAAUCAAGGGUCAACAGGUGUGACACUCUGUCUCAUACGCUGUGAGCUGUGGUAUCUCACACAAGCCAUCCGCGCCGAUACAACCGACUCUCUAGAAACCCGUCUCGGCCUCUUCAACGCCCUGAGACAAAAGGUCGAGAAGACGUACUUUCAGCAUCUGCAGCCUAAUCAACAAUGGGACUCCUUCAUCAGGACGAUGACAAUUCUGUUCUUUGCCAAAGUUGAACUAGUCAUCCGACGACGAUCCAAAACUCUCCCUGCAGCAGAUGAGCUAUUGAACCCAUCUAUUACAGUUAUCAAAGCGGUCCAGUCUCUCAAGUCAGAGCCCGCGUGGGUAAAGUGGCGUUGGCAGUUACAAGGACAAAUGCCAUGGCAUGCAAUGGGUGUCUAUCUCCGUCAAGCAUCUCAACUCCCUUGGACACGAGAACUAGAAGAAGCAUGGGGUGCGACUACAGCUUUGAAAGAGGGAGUCACAGAAGAAAUGAAGACGGGGCCACUAUGGAAGUCUCUCAUGCAGCUGUUCUCGGAGGCUGAGCAACAUCGUGAAAAGGAGCUUAAGCGUCAAGGAACAAAUGCCCAACAUGCCCGAGAGAAGGGAGACCGCGUAAACUCUGAUGUCCAGCAAAUGCUCACCAACGCCGAGAACAUGUCAAACGAGAUCCCUGUUAAUCAUCCUCUAAUUGAUACCUCGACAUUUGACUCGUCUCUGCAUAUAUCUCCGCCAGCAGACAAUGGAGCUCUCUCCGUGGAACGUCUGUCAACGAGUCUAGGUACAGCGACUGAUGAUCUUCCUUCUUGGGUUGAAGCAGGAGGUGACAUGAACUUUGGUCAAUGCCAAACCUUCGGAAACUCGUCCUCUGAUGGAAUGGCUGAUGGGGUAGAUUGGGAGGCCUUGAUGGAUCUAGAUGAGACGUGGAACUGGGACUUCCUGUAG
This is a messenger RNA of Fusarium tjaetaba, 2187 nucleotides long. RefSeq lists its product as uncharacterized. The transcript has 2 exons. Gene Ontology annotation, molecular function: zinc ion binding; DNA-binding transcription factor activity, RNA polymerase II-specific; DNA binding. Lineage: Eukaryota; Fungi; Ascomycota; Sordariomycetes; Hypocreales; Nectriaceae. Gene Ontology annotation, biological process: regulation of DNA-templated transcription; DNA-templated transcription. The record is from RefSeq and is a predicted model, not a curated record. The coding region runs from base 1 to 2187 and encodes 728 amino acids.